Molecule: messenger RNA, 948 nt
Organism: Cylindrotheca closterium
Lineage: Eukaryota; Bacillariophyta; Bacillariophyceae; Bacillariales; Bacillariaceae
Source: the annotation of a GenBank genome assembly
AUGGCGUCCGUAGCAUCAGCAGCAGCCACUAAAUGCAGAACUCUUGUUUACUGCACUCAUCGUCUGCAAGGACCAUCAUUCUCAGCCUUGAGACAACAUUAUGUGGCACCAUCAUUAUUAUCACAACAAUCCAAGAGAUCCUUUCACAGCAUCCACGAGCAAGGACGACGAACCAAGUCUACUGCCACGACUACAACUACUAGUUCUGAUCAGCAAACUACCUAUGAUUCGGACUUGGUAGUCGUCUUGGAUUUGGACGAAUGUUUGGUGCAUUCCAAAUUUCUCACCCGCCAAAACAGUAGUCAGCAUUAUACCAUCCAAGUGAACAAACCUCACGAGCAAACAAUAUUGUCUUCCUUUUCGGAAGCUGGCAGUCCUUUGGUGGAUACCUUUCACAUUUCCUUGCCCGGUGGAGAUCUGGCCAGAGUUCAUCAGCGACCUCAUUUGCAAGACUUUUUGCAACAGGUCAGUUCCAAAUACGAGACCCACUUGUUUACCGCCGGCAAGAAAGUGUACGCCGAGUCUGUCUUGGAACAGUUGGAUCCAGAUGGCUCCAUUUUUACCAAUUGCCUCUUCCGAGAUGACUGCACCUUUGAUCCCACCAUGAGGGCCUACGUCAAGGAUCUGGACCUGCAUUUUGAUGACCUCCAAAAGACAGUCUUGGUGGACAAUAAUCAAUUGAGUUUUUUGAACAAUCCAGACAAUGGCAUUUUGGUCUCCAACUUUUUUGACGAUCCCAAUGAUACGACGCUCUUGGCCGUGUUGGAGCUGCUCGACGAAUUAGAACAAGAAGAGGAUGUUCGGCCAUUGCUUCGAGCCCAGUUUGGAUUAAGCGACUUUUUGAAGCGUCGGCAAUUGCACGAACGAAAGAAAUUGCAACUACAGCAACAACAACAAUCAGAUCGAAUGAUGGAAAGCGAGGGACUCAUGAUCAAUGUCUCGGUCUGA